Klebsormidium nitens is the source of this 772-nucleotide messenger RNA. The record is from the annotation of a GenBank genome assembly. Lineage: Eukaryota; Viridiplantae; Streptophyta; Klebsormidiophyceae; Klebsormidiales; Klebsormidiaceae.
AUGGCAUCAUUGGCCCCUUUGGGAGUCCGGCCACCUGCAAGCAGGAAUCGGUCGGCGAAUUCGGCUCCCGUGGCUACGGUAGCUGCGGUUGUCGGGGCCUCGCGCGUGACCAAAGAUCAUGGAGCGCAUUCGGCACCGACGGGUGCUGUGGGUACGCUCGGAGACGCUAAGCAGAAGGAUGUGAAGGGCGUGGAGACGGAGGUGCCGCCCGCCGAUCCCAAAGAGCCGGCUCCAGGGACUGGCAAUGGAGCUGAAGGGGGAACUACUUCCAACGUUGCUGCAAAGGGUAACACGGGAGAUGGGGUUUCGAUGAGAGGGGAUAACAGCGGAAGGGAGGACAAAGAGAAGGGAGAAAAGGAAGUGGAGCAGGGGGUGACCGAAGAGCUAGGGGCGCCUGAUGAAGUUUUGGUCCCCAAUGCGGUUUUGGUGGCUUUCCCCGAUGCUGCCGCGAUUACCAAGGAGCCGUUGAUUUCGUUGGUGAACUCCGAAGGCUACAGCAUCGUCUCCAAGGCAGAGUUGACUACACAUUUCCUUCCCAAAGGUUGGGUUGGAACUUUGAUCUUGAAGCCGGGCGCAAGUGACGACCCUGUGAGGUUGUCGCCGUCGUUCGAUCCUGAUGGAGGUGAGUACGUAUGGUGGUUGGGAGCGGGAGAGUACGUGAUGGAGGCGCAGCCGAAGCAACAGCGUGGGGGUUUGGGGUUAGGUAGAGGGGGAGCGAGGGGUGUAGCAGGAGGCGUUGCGAGGACUGCGAUGCACGGGCAAGCUCGUACGG